AUGGGAUAUGACAACAGUCUUACAAUUUACGAGAAGGACAAUGGCAUUAGGAAGAUUUAUUUCGGAUUCUCCGAAGCAAAGCCUCUAGCUGAGCUUAUCUCACUCACUGUAAUUCCACUCUCCAACAUGAAAACCCUAACCUCUAAUUUCCAAGAACUGCAAUUACAAAUGAACUCUUCUUCAUCUAAUACAAACAUUUUAUCUCCUUCACUUCUCUUGCGACGCCGUCUUCCUGUUUUCUCUUCUCCCUCCUAUCUCAGACGCCGAACCAGAAAUUCCAAAUUGGUCCGCCUCUCAUCUUCUCUCACUCAUGUCUCCUGGCUGUCUCCUCACCAUUGUGAUAGUAAAGAUUACAAUGGAUGGGCCAUUGUUGAAUCUCCUCCUCACAAGAAUAAUAAGAAGAAAGGUUUGUCUACGGUUGUGAUUGGAGUUGCUGUCGGGUCUUCAUUUGUUCUUUUACUUGCUGCCAGCUAUUACCUUUCGCCCUCUGGAACAGGGUUCAAGUUUCAGUUGGGUAGUCGGUUAAAUGUUUUGAAUGAAAUUUUCAAACAGAAUGAAAUGAAAUCUGAUGAAAGCAAAACUGUGGACUCUCGUGAAACAGAUGGAUACAUCAUUGCAAGCCCUGGCCCAGAGUGUGUAAUUGAUGACACUGGUAAAACUGCUGCUUCAGGAUCAGUGGACAGGAUUGAGCGUGUUAUUGUGUCAGUUGCCACGGAUUCUACUCAACAAGAGGCCUUGUCUGUUUUGAAAAAACUGAAGAUCAUUGAAGAUGAUGUAGAGGCUGAUGAAUUGUGCACUAGAAGGGAAUAUGCGAGAUGGCUUGUUCGUAUAAACUCAUUAUUAGAGAGGAGUCUCAAGCACAGGAUUGUUCCAUCCAUAACACCUUCUGGGUCUGUGGAUGCUGCUUUUGAUGAUGUGGAAUUUAAAGACCCAGAUUUUGUGUUCAUCCAAGCACUUGCUGAGGCUGGUAUUGUUCCCAGCAAGCUAUCGGGGAAGAACUAUGGUUCUGACUGUUCUGAAGGCCAAGGAAAUAUCCACUUUUCCCCUGAGAGGUUCAUUUCUCGACAGGAUCUUAUAAGCUGGAAAACCCAAGUAGAAUAUGAAUUUAGGCCAGACAUCUUGGAACAGAUAUCAACAAAAGUGGGUUAUAUGGAUGUGAAGGAGAUCAGUUCAGAUGCAUCUUUGGAACUCUUCAUGGACUUGUUGGCUGGGGACAAGAGCAUAGUUAGAAGAGUUUUCGGUCAGAGCAAACGGUUUCAACCAAAUAAACCUUCAACAAAAGCUCAAGCAGCAGUGGCAUUGACGAGUGGGAGGAUGGUAGAAGCUACAUAUACUGAAUUGUCAAGACUUGAAACUGACUGGUCUUCAAGGCAAGCUGAGAUGGAAGAAAUUAGGUCUGAGUUGCUUGAGAGGGGAGACAUAAAAAGAUGUUGGGAUGAGAAGUUCAGUGAAGAGAGAAGUAGAGGCUUUGAGGUGGAGAAGCUAUAUGUAUCUGCAAGUGCUGAUUUGGAGCAGGAGUUGAAUUUUCAAGAGAAGGUUUAUGCUGAGGCUUUGAAGGAGAAGGCGGCCAUAGAUUGUCAGAGGCAACUUCUUCUGAAUCUGAGGGAAGAGGUUGAUGAGAUGACAGAAAAGCUGGCAUCUGAGAGGGCCAUCUAUGUGGAUGAGAAGUGCAAAUUACAGAGUAUGCUAGGUGAAUUACUGACGAAGCAGGAGGGACUUCUUGAUACAAAAUCCAUACUGGAAGCUGAGAAAGAAGCUCUUCGGAUUCUUAGAUCUUGGGUAGAAGAUGAAGCAAGGAAAAGUCAAGCCCGCACUAAGGUUCUCAAGGAGGUAGGGCAAAGGUGGAGGUGGAACAGCCAUUCUUGAAUGUCAUAUUCCUUCAAAAAUACAUCAUCCAAUAUGACCUUGAAAUACUUAAUGGGGGCCAAAAAAUGUGCCUGAUUUUUUUUUCCAUAUAUGAUUUCUUGUAUGUGAGAUGUUUUACUGGAUGGGUAAACAUUGAUUGUCUUCUCUUAUAACGCCUAGUUAUGUUUGAGUGGAUUUCAACUAAGCUGACAAACAGGAAAAUUGAUUUGAUUAUUUUCGUUAGUUGCAA
This is a messenger RNA of Mangifera indica (mango), 2095 nucleotides long. RefSeq lists its product as uncharacterized. The transcript has 11 exons. Bases 1 to 1866 code for a protein of 621 amino acids. NCBI's taxonomy places the organism in Eukaryota, Viridiplantae, Streptophyta, Magnoliopsida, Sapindales, Anacardiaceae. The record is from RefSeq and is a predicted model, not a curated record.